CAGCUUCUCUCGAGAGGAGGACCGGUUUCCACUGUCCGCCAUUCUGCCCGCACGGCAGUCUGUCAGCUGCACGUCGGGGGGCGCUGCGCUCGGGAGCGGGAGCGUCGAGCCAGCCUCUGACCACGAUUUUCCCGGUCUUGAUGUGCUGGGCUAUGAUACUAGCAGUCAAGAGCAAAAAGGUUCUACCGAGCUGUUGACCAAGAAACCAUCAAUGCAUCAGUUGCGGCGGCACCAGUCGAGCUUCGUGGUUGCGCAAACGCCAAAUGCUGCGGGGGCCGCACCCACGGGAUCAACAUUUGCUUCUUCCUGUCGGGGUAGAACGGACAGUGGGGACCGCGAUGCCAUCGCAUCAGAAGAAAACCCGGUCUGCACUUCCGAUUGCUUUUUCCGCAUCGUGCACAACGAGCAAGUGCUGUUGCAGCACGGGCAAGAGGUCACGACGACUGGGCCCCUCGUCCAGGAGGACAGCUUAACCGGCAGCAGGGCGACUGGGUACAAUUUCCACGACGACCCGCAGGGGGAGGAGCGAAAUUACGUAAAAGGUGUGCACGAAAAGGCUGAGUAUCUGGUUCAGAUGAAUUGUUGCUCGACGGAGCUGCAGCCACGCGGUGAUCCGUUCACCGAAGCGACGGCUCCACAGCGUGAAGCGAAUAGCACUGGUUGCGUCACAACCUCCACUAGUCUGGUGAUCGAUGGCGAUAGAGAAAGGCAGCGUCAGGAGUUGUUGAACUACAACCAGAACAAGGAUAUAAUUGAUCCGCCGCUGCGGCUCUGCAAAACCAACAGCACGCCUCUGUACGAUAAUUAUCCGGCGACCCAGGAAGUGCUGCAGCAAGAAGCCGGUGCCACCUCGCGGGCGAACAAAAUGCGGACGCAUUCCGACUACUGCAAUGCCCGCGGAACGCCACCGCUGACGGCUGAGCAGCGCGGCAGCUCCCGAUUCGAUACCGUGGUGAUGCGGGGUAGUUCAUCUUCAUCUUCCGCGUCGCCUCUGCCCCAGCCGGCCGGAGUAGCCGAGCCCGCCGGGGGGCCGGGCUGGCAACUGGGGCAGAUGAGCCCGUUAGCGGAGCAGCUGUCGCGCAGCUACACCUCGCGGAGUCCGUCCGCUAUGCUGGGCUCACUGAGCCGAAACUCCUCCUGGAUCUGGAACAACGCCACGCCACAGUCCACCGGGUCUAGUCGGGGGGAAGAGGACGACGCAGAAUUCGACAUGCGCGUCACGAUCGAGGGGGUUUCCCAGGUGCUGCACUUGAGCAGCACCACCGGGAUUAAUAACGCGAUGAAUCCUACUGGUACUAUAACGGCAUCUUCAACUGGGGGAGCAGGAGCUGCCGCCGCGUGCUGGGGAGGCGAUUCCAUAUUUAUCGGAGAGGGCUCUUGUCGUAUGAGCCCCAAGCUGCAGGAGGAUGAAGAGCGGGACGGCGAGCUGCGCAUCCCGGGGAUCGGGGAAACAGGACCACAUGGCGUCCGGGGUUCUGUUACCUCGGUAGUUUCACGCGACGCAGUUAUUUCUCACGCGAGCUUGUUCGCCGGACACAUCAGCGGAGCCUGUGUUGCUACGGUCGAUGACGACGGUCCGCCUACAAGAGACGCCUUGCUCUUAUUUCCAGAACUCGACGGAAGUCACGAGGCGGGGCAAGAAAGAAGUCGGAAGGCAAGUAACGGCACCAGCAGGAGUAGAGACACCCUGGUGGUUCAGAGUCUGGGCGCAACCUCGGAGGUGGAGGUGACAUCAGCAGGACUUGAUGGCCAAGGGUACAACGAUGAGCCUCCCACACUUCGCACCGGGAGGGCUUCGCGGCUGCAGCGAGAACGAAGUGCGCCAAACUGUAAUAAUAUAUCACACGUAAAAGUUGAAGCACCAGGAAAGAAAAAGAUGUCUGUGUGUUAGAGCUUGUAGUUUCAUGAAAAAGGAGGAGCAGCUUCCGCCUGUUCAGCAUGACCCACUUUUAGCUGAUGAUCGCUAUCACUACGUAUGACAAACUGCAUUUGCAUGACAGGACAUCUCCUGUCUCGCGGUCUCCGACCGCAAUAUAGCCAGCCACUGUCCCCAAGUAGGACUGAGGAUUGUUGCGCUUUCAGUUGUAAAUAGCAGGACUUAUGAAUUAGGCACAGGACGAUAUGAACAGCGUAAAAGUACUAUUUUUGUUCUGAUAGGCGGGGUGCGCUUUCGCUUUUCUGCGCGAUAAUAUAUUCGUGGUGAACAAGAAGCGCCAGCGCAGGUGUUCGGCCGGGAGAGCGACCUUGCAGUAGAAAGGCGGAAGGCGAGCACCUCCAGCCUUCUUCGCGACGUGAGCCAGAAGGUGCGCGGCCGGGGUGAUUCUUGUGUGAGCCUGGCUCAGUUGAGCGGCCCGACACGAGAGCGCGCGGCUUCUUCGAGCACGUGCUUCCGCAACAUUGCCAAUUCCCGUUGCCGCCGCAUUUUUCUCGCUCCGACCACGCAGAAUGUGAACGAGUUGGCAGCGGCGGAACUGUACAAUAACCUGGACUUCUCAGCCACAUCGGGCGUAAACGCGCGCGUGUCCACCGGGCUGGCGUCCCUUGCGGUUGACCAACAAGGGGAACACGUGAGCCUGGACUUUGACGGCAGUCUGGCCUGGCGAGAAGAAAUCAUGCAAAAAGCCAAGCCAACAACUCCAGCUCCACAGGAUCAGUUUUGCAGCUCCUCCGCGCCACUCCAUCCGCUCGCGGGAACGUGUAUGGGAGUGUCAGGAUUGAAAUCCUCAAAGUUGAAAUAAUUCCUCAUGCAGAAAUUGCAAGGCAUGAAGUGCCUCUCUUGCAGGGAUUGCAAAUGAGGCCGAUUGUAAGCCUGUUUCGGGUUUGGAAUAGAGCUCCUAAAGUAGCAUGACAAAAGGCGCCUUCUGCCCCUAAACAGCAUGACAAACUGGUUUUAGACGGUGCCGAAAUUUGUCAUGCGCCGCUGGGAAAUUGGGCGUCCAGCUGGUAUCGAUUUUAUGCAUUACAAAUAAUUUGUGAAAGUAAGCAAAAGGCGGCGUAAAGUUGGAUGUGCCCGGGGAUGAUGGUGAUGGCUUCGGUCCGCCUGACUCCGCGACCUGGUGGCCGAACCACGUGCGGUUCGGUGCCCUUACAGGUUGUGUAGUGGUUUCGGUCGGUUUAGCAUUACAAAUAAUUUCAACUUUGACGAUUUCAAUCCUGACACUCCCAUAACGUGCAGCAAAGGCGGAAGUAGCAGUAGCAGCUCCAGGGCACCGUCGUUGGGUGGAGGGUUGGAGGACCUAGGCCAUGUUAGAACAGCACGAAAAGCCUCGGCGACGUCGCACCAAGUAGAGGACGAGAGGAAGCAGUCGGACCACUCCUCCUACCCUCGUUCAUCUUUGCAACCUGAUACUAUUGCAGUCGAGGCCCGGAGUCGAGCCCCCACCACCACGCGCGUCGAGUUCCAUAACGGCGAUGUGUACACCGGCGAGGUGGUGAACGAGCAGCGUCACGGCGUGGGUGAGUACGAGUACGGUCCGGAAGAGAAGCAGAGGAAGAAAUACGAGGGCGAGUGGCGGCAGAACCUGAAAGCGGGGCAAGGAAUUUUGUACUGGCACAACGGCGACUGCUACGUGGGAAACUGGCAGCAAAACAAGCGGCAUGGGUGCGGCGUAUUCCUGUCUUCUUGCGGCAGCGGGCCGCAGAGCCUUCCGGCCUACAAGUACGAGGGGCAGUGGGCGGCAGACGCGCAGAAUGGGCUGGGUAUGGAGGAAACCCAUUUCGGCACCUACUUUGGAAAUUUCGUGCAGGGCCGCCGGCAGGGACUGGGGGUCGAGCGCGUGCUGUAUAGUACUGGUCGGGACGAGCAGCAAGGUGGAGGAGAAAAUAACCCUGGUGGUCCACGACCUCCAACGGAAUUGUUAAAUAAUUCCGCAUCAACAAGAAAUAACGCACCAGCUGACAAACCCCCUCCACCGCAAGGACCGCCGAGCAGUCCAACGGGGUUUUACCUCGUGGAAGAUGGGGUGCGGACACCUUGUGCACUAAACUCGCUGACGGACCUGUUUCGGUACCUGGGCUUCGAUCUGGAUCACGUUCGUGAGUAUCUGGACAUCGAGCAUGACCAAGCCCUACCGCCAUACUAUCUACUGGAAACCCUGCGAAUUCCGAGCUCGUGCAGUAAUUCUUCGAUUUUAUGUUGGUUCUGUAUAUUACCGUUUUGGUUUUAUCAAGCUUGUGCUUUGUUGUACUAGAUGCUUCACGUAUAAUGCUUAUGCAACCACUUUUCCUACGCCUCUCGUCGUCCUGCGCACAGCAAACCACGUUAGAUUUUUUCCACCCUUCACCUUUUCUGCAGGCACGGCCCUCCAGCGCUAUCUCUUCAAGCGGGUCGUGCGUAUGAUGGCUGAAUAUCAACGCGCCGUGUCUCACUCUUUGACGAUGCAGCGGGCAAUUAGUGGCGAGUAUCCCGUGUAAAAGCGUCCCCACCCACCAAGAGUCAAGAUGGAAACUGUGCAACACAAGUCUAGAAGUUUUGGGAGUCAGCACGCGUGACAAGUCUUUUCUAUCUGUAGUGUAGGCCAGGCCAACAAGGACAGCCGUGGAUCACAGAGACGUCUGCUUAUCGUGUUUUAUAGAUACAGCAUUUCAAAUUGUUCCCAAACGGGACUAGUGCCUCAUUUCAUAAAGAUACAAAUCUGUGUGACAAAAAGAAACAAUGAAUUUUCUGGUAGGAACGUUUUUCCUCAGGAUAACGGGGGCGCGGCCUACCAGCCCAAGGUGCCACCAGGGAUCAAGCGCAUUCGGCAGGAUGAAAUCGAAAAGUUGGAUUUUAUAUCCAAGGGCGGGUUCGGAGCGGUGUACAAGGGUCUUUGGAGGCGGAAAGCUGCAACCUCUCCGUACUGCCCUCCGACGGCGUUGGUACUACCUGACAAGUGUGUAGUAGAAGUUGAUCACGACGAAAAUAAAAUCGGAGGCCAGGCAAGAAGAACAAGCCCGGGAACAUCAACAGUGGAAAUAAACAGAACCGCUGCCGGAGGUUCAUCAACAUCAAGCGUGUCCGUACCGCCGAACGGCAGUCGAGCAGGUCUGAGAACUGAGUCGAGCAGAAACCACAAAAGCACGGCAGGGGAGAGCCGGUCCGAUUCGCGACAGCAGUUUUCAUCGCCUAAAACGGAGCAAAAGGUGGACUGCGGCAGCGGGGCCAUCAGAUUUGAUGGAGCAGCGACUUCAUCAUCAUCCUCCGAAACGGUUGCUUGUGCGACGUGCAGCUCCGGAAUAAUUGAGCGCUUUCUGACAAAGUUAUCGGAUCUUCGAGCUGGCGUGAUGAGCAAGGCGGGAGGAGACGAGAAGCAACAUCACGAUGCAGAGAUGAUCGGGCAGCGGCCCGGCAGCGUAGUGCAGUCGGUCACGACGACGCGACCGGUGGCGCUGAAGCAAAUCAUGUCCCUGGUGCCAGCGGCCGCUGGCAGAGCGAGGGAGCACUACCGGCAGCAAAACAGCAAAGCCAGAGGAGCGGGCGAGUUGAGCUGGAGCAAAGUGGAAGAGGUCCGCGUCCGGAAGGAAUUUUUGAAAGAAGUGACCGUGCUGCAAGCGGUCCGACACCCGAAUGUGGUGGAGUUUCUGGGUGUUUGCCACCUGGCGGACAACUCGGGGGAAGAUUUUUUGGUAGUGGAAUACUGCCCCUUCACGCUUUUCAACGCCAUUCACCGAGCGGCGGGCGGUACUAAUUCGUACAGCUUCGCGCUGAAUCAAGUGGACUGCUCGAGCUGCUGGGAUCCGAUUCUAGACCGCUACUUGAGGGCGCCGAGACAUCAUCAUGCCCGCGGCAAAGACGGUGCUGGAAUGAAGAACGUCUCUGAAGAAACGAUGACCAGGAAGAAGGCGGUAAAAACAUCAAGCGAAAAGCAUUUCUACACCAACGACCUCCGUGCGAACAAGCGGCGCAUUUUUGGCGUCGGCCAGGACGUGGCGGAAGCGUGCGUGUACCUACACUCCCAGGGAAUAAUUCACGCUGACUUGAAAUCGCCAAACGUGCUUUUAUAUGCACAGGAAAUUAUAUCGAUCUGGGCGUGGAAGAAGACAGGCCAUUGUCAUGCUUGUCUCAGCUGCGCAACAUGACCGUGCCCGUGAGCAGUGUUAUGCAUGAGCAGGAAAAAAGCCUUCUGGUCCUGCCUGUCGUGCCACAGCGCCGAUAUCCAUGCGGUGGAAAUAGACGAAAGGCAUAGGAGCUCAAAAACUUCUCUAACUUCGCUGCGUGGUGCAGUUUCUGCCCGUAGUUCGCAGGACGAGACUAGCAUCACAACAUUCGUUCCCGACCUGGGUCGAUUUUUUGCGAUCCAUGUUUUGACGCAGGAGUUCACAGCAAAAGUGUGCGACUUCGGGCACGCGGCCAUUCGAAACAAUCCGCGCGCGCACCACAAGCUUGGGACGCCGCAUUGGGCCGCUCCAGAAGCACUGCGCGGAGAAUGCAUCGGGUAUAGAUAUAGUUAGUACUAGUUAGUAGAGAACAAGUACUUAUCUCCGCAAUCUUUUCACCAAAAGAUCAUCCUUUGUUCUCGUUAAUCUUAAGAAGGUGAUAAAAUUUUCACUCUACGUUCGACUAUCGAUAGACGCAAGAUCUGCUUUUUCCGACCCAGAAUCCGCAUCAGUCAAGAUACAUUGUCCGUGUAGGUUCCCUUCUGACGUGUGGAGUGUCGGCGUAAUUUUUUGGGAGAUGUUGCAUCGCAGCGUUCCUUUCCGUGGGCACAGUUUUGGAAGCGUGAUCGCGGCAGUUGGGUGGGGCCGCGUUGGACCAGUGUACGAUACUGGCGGCCCGGGGCGGAAUCCUUCCGAGCGCAUUUGUCUUGAUCUCCAAACCAAAAUUCUUCUCGAUGCGUGUCUCCAGGUCGUAUUCUACAGAAAAGCACACUCAUACUAAUUUUUACCAGAACUCCUGUAGGAACAAUUUUGUGCUGCUAAAUUGGAGGCAUCGCUGAUGAAAAUGACUGAGCGGAGACCACAAGAGGGGCAACAAGUUUCUUGCAUGAAGAAUGCAGUUUGUAGUCCGGUUGAGAAAUAACUUUUACUAUGGGCGUGCUUUUCUGUAGGAUUGGUCGAGGCCGCCGACCGGGCCAGCAUUGACGAGCUUGCUGCGAUGUUUUCCGCCGUCUUGGACGGAGGAGAAUCAGAAGAGGCUUCCCCGGUCGCAGAAGCAGCUGCUCAAUAGAUGAACGACGCAAGGAAAAAACGCUCUCCUGUAGUGUGGGGCAGGAUUGUAGCAGACAAGUAUCGCGAAGGUGAUCAAUUUUCAAGCCACUUGUGGCCGAUUUUUACAGCGGCUUGCGGCUGACCGGGCCACAGAACAAAUCGCAUGAAAAGGAGUUUUUCAACUUGUGUGUAUAGAAUCUGUCUACUAGUACGACUUUUUCAACAACAAUCGCUAGUGUUAUAUCGGAGUGGUUUUAAUACCGGAGGAAUCUCGAAUAUUUUCAGUCAGUCUACUUUUUUGUCAUGCCAAGUUAAGCGAAAAGUCCAAAUGUGAAAGAAUAUUGCACCUACGGAGAAGAUCCCAUAACGCAUUCAUCCGCAGUGUGUCAGAUUAGCGCAAGAUUGAUCGGAGUUAGGUACUUAUUUCAUAGAGGAGUUUUUUGCAUAAAAUCCGCAUAUUGUCCGGGAUCGUGGCAAGCGAUUCUGAGUCCUGCUACGAACGAAUGACCAAACGUAAGCGUCUUACACGAAAAAAAUAAGCCGUUUGGAAUGUUUUUGUACGUAAAACUUUUUUCUGCCUAGCAGAAGCACGCAGUAGC
Messenger RNA from Amoebophrya sp. A120, 7724 nucleotides. The record is from the annotation of a GenBank genome assembly. NCBI's taxonomy places the organism in Eukaryota, Dinophyceae, Syndiniales, Amoebophryaceae.